This is a messenger RNA of Daucus carota subsp. sativus, 2083 nucleotides long. RefSeq names its product ubiquitin carboxyl-terminal hydrolase 24. Gene Ontology annotation, molecular function: cysteine-type deubiquitinase activity. The transcript has 7 exons. The coding region runs from base 145 to 1752 and encodes 535 amino acids. The record is from RefSeq and is a predicted model, not a curated record. Gene Ontology annotation, biological process: protein deubiquitination. Gene Ontology annotation, cellular component: cytosol; nucleus. Lineage: Eukaryota; Viridiplantae; Streptophyta; Magnoliopsida; Apiales; Apiaceae.
GUAAAACGGGUCAGGAGUCGGGCUAGCGGGUUAUAUUUUAUCCAUCUCUGUGGUCUAUCUACUCUCUUAAACUCUGUGUGUUUUAGGGUUUCGAUUCACAGACAACUCAACACCAUUACUAAUGUUUACUCUCAAUCAUUCUUGAUGGCUGACCAGGUUUUUAUAUUCGGGACUUUUUCCGAGGAUGAAGCUAGAACUUUGCUUCAGCAGUCGUCUGGAAAGCCCGAAGAAAAGAAAGAAUUGCCUUCUGAUGCUUCGAGUAAGGUGACCGGACUGUCUUUUGGUAGUUUCGAUGCUGAGUUUAGCGUGAAGCUCCCGCUUUCAAAUGGUGUAGCUAGUUCUAAGCCCUCGGAAAUAUGCAAGAAUAUUGAAAGUAAAGAUGUGAAGAAAGUAGGUGUAUUAGGUGGGAGAUUGAAGGAGAAUGGACAUAUUAACAGUUCUGUAGGUUGUUUACCUGUGAGUAAUGGGAGCGUGGAACUGGAUAGUGCAGAUGGCAUUGAAUUAGCUGCGAAUGUAUCGGAAAAUACAGAAAACAAAAUUGGUCUUCCCGAAAAGUUUGAUACUUUGGCGCUGCAAGAUCAUGCUAAAGUAAGCUUCAACCAUGAAUCUGUUAAUGGACAAUCACUUCCAGUUUUACAAAAGCAUCGUGCUUCCGAUGGUCCCUCUAAAACAGUUGAAGACUUGCGGCCUCGAGGGUUGAUUAACUCGGGGAAUUUAUGCUUUCUUAAUGCGACACUGCAGGCUCUUUUAUCCUGUUCGCAGUUAGUUAAGCUUCUACUGGAGUUGAGAAAUCGCAGUAUUUCCAAGGUUGGUUAUCCGACAUUAGCUGCAUUUCUGGAUUUUGUUUCUGUUCUUGACAUGCCCAAUGGCAUAACCUUAAAGAAGAAAGACAUAUCUGUUCUUGAAACUGGAAGGCCCUUCAGCCCUACAAUGUUUGAAGGUGUUCUGAAAAUUUUUACUCCUGAUGUAUCUAAUAGUAUCUCAGGCAGACCAAGGCAGGAAGAUGCCCAGGAGUUCUUAAGUUUCGUUAUGGACCAAAUGCAUGACGAAUUAUUAAAGCUUGAAGGCCAAUCUAGUGGAAAUGUGGGAAAAUCAUCUCUGGUUUCUUCUGCAGAUGAUGAUGAAUGGGAGACAGUGGGCCCCAAGAACAAGUCUGCAGUUACAAGAACCCAAAAUUUUGUUCCUUCAUAUUUGAGUGAAAUUUUUGGAGGUCAGCUAAGAAGUGAGGUUAAGGCAAGAGGUAUUAAAACCUCUGCCACCGUUCAACCAUUUCUGCUGCUUCAUCUUGAUAUUUCCCAUGAUUCUGUUCGUACUAUCGAGGAUGCUCUCCAUUUAUUUUCUGCUUCUGAAACAAUUGAUGAGUAUCGUACAUCAACAACCAAAAAGGCUGGAGUUGUUAGUGCCAAAAAAUCGAUAAGCAUUCAAAAACUGCCAAGAAUUAUGAUAUUGCACCUAAUGCGCUUUGGCUAUGGAAGCCAUGGAAGCACUAAAUUGCAUAAACCUGUCCGUUUUUCUCAUGAGCUCAUGCUAAGUCGUGAGUUGUUGGUAACCUCUGCGGCUGAGGGAAGAAAAUACGAACUUGUUUCAACCAUAACACAUCAUGGAAAAGAAGCCUCUAAGGGGCAUUAUACUGCUGAUGCUCGUUAUCCUCGUGGCCAAUGGUUACGGUUUGAUGAUGCCUCCGUGACUGCCAUAAGUUCAAGCAAGGUGUUGCAUGACCAGGCCUACGUUCUCUUCUACCAACAAUGCUGAAAGGUGUUACCAACAGGCCCAUUCUUUCAUAAUCUCAUUUGCAGGCGAAAGAACACCCAUUUCAUCAUUCACCAUAAACCGGAAACUGUACUGGCUUCAUCUUUCAAAUGAGCGGCGUUAUAGGGUUGGGAAGUAUUAAGUUUUAGAUCUCCAAGUGACCUGUAGUUUGUAAAAUAUAUGAAGAGGAUUGUUGAAUUUCAUGAGAAAUUUUGGUUAUUGUUUGACCAUCGGCUAUUGUUUACUUAUUUAACUAAUCAUGUAAACUGGAUGAGUAUGUAAAUUAUUAUCAACUCUGAACAAAACUUAUCUCAUUGGAAAUUCUUUUAAGGUA